Molecule: messenger RNA, 2166 nt
Organism: Plasmodium vivax (malaria parasite P. vivax)
Lineage: Eukaryota; Apicomplexa; Aconoidasida; Haemosporida; Plasmodiidae
Product: mRNA processing protein, putative
Exons: 1
Coding region: 1-2166 (721 amino acids)
Cellular component (GO): mRNA cleavage and polyadenylation specificity factor complex
Molecular function (GO): mRNA binding
Source: RefSeq, a predicted model, not a curated record
AUGGCGAGCAAGAGCAACUACAGCCUGUGGAUCGGGAACAUCCCGUUCGACGUGACGGAGAGGGAGCUGCACGAAAUUCUGUCCAAGGUGGGGCAGGUGGUAAGCGUGCGCAUCAAAUACGACGUAGAUAAGAACAUCAGCAAGGGCUUCGCCUUCUGCGAGUAUAAAGAUUUGGAGACCUGCAUGUUGGCCUUGAAGUACAUCAAUGGGUAUGAGCUGAAGGGGCGGAAGCUGCGCCUGUACUGGGCCAACGAGGAGUUUCGGGAGAAGCUGGCCAGCGGCGCCAUCUCUGGGGUCAGCGGGAUUAGCGGCUUUGGCGGGAUGGGCGUGCCGCCCAGGGGAAAGCGCGGCGGCAAGUUCGACGGCAAAUUCGACGGCAAGUUCGACGGCAAGUUCGACGGCAAGUUCGACGCGCCCAUGGACGCAAGCAGCCACUACAGCAGGAAGGGGAAGGGGCAGAUGGCCCACCCGACGAGCACACAAAGAAACGUAAAGGAGGAGCAGUACCCAUCGAAGCAUACAGAAACAACUACCCACAGCGAAAGCAACAUGCAGAAGGUGCUCAUAUCGAACGUCAUCCACACGUUGACGACGUCUCAAAUCAUUUGCGUCUUAAGCUUCUUUCAAAAGCACGCCGUGGAAAACGCAGGAGUAAUUAAAUUUUAUUUGCAAAGACAUAGGAACGUGGCGUAUGCACUGCUCCACUGUCUGUUCCUCCUGGAUAUGGUAAGCGAUUAUGCAAUAGCAAAGAAUGGCCUCCAGCUAGCCAUCAGUGACGAGGCGGUGAUGAACAAGGCGGAGCGAAUGGCCCAAAUGAGGAGAAGCGGCGGGAAAGUAAAAAUGGCCCUCACCGGGGUAACUGAUGGUGAGGACAGAGGGGGGAAUAAACACACAGAGGAGGAGUCCAUCCACCUGCAAAGUUACAAUCCGCAGAGCACAUCUCAUUUGAAAGUGAACAGAAGGGGGAGACUCCUUGGAGAGAAUGCCACCUACGAUCUAAGUGAAGAUACCCCCCUGGGGGGAAGUACCUUUGGGGGGCCUCCUUCAAAAGUAAUUAACCUAAACGGCCUAUCACCCGUGGGAGGGUCCGCAGGGGGAAAGACCAAACGGGGAGGGGCCACCAGCCCAGGGCUGUAUGCCAGCUCGAAGAAGGAGCUCUCCAAAUUGGCCAACGGGAAAGGAGGCCUAUCAAAUGGGGAAGAGACGGAGGAGUGUGCCGGGAGGAGGGAGCUCAUGCACGCAGGGCGCACCGAUCUGCAUGCAGGGAAUGCGCUUUACCCCCAGGGGAACAGUCACACUAGCUCCAAUUUGAAGGCAAGGAGGAGGACAACGAUGAAGGAGCUUUACGGGAGCGCCGCUGCAAGUGGCACGUCCCUAACGCAUAGGAGUAACGUUGAGCUUCUUCCAGAUGGGAGGUACAACGACCCCAACGUUGCUCCCCAUGGAGGAGGCAUCCAGCUGAAUGGUAAUGGUGGGCCAAAUUUCCAUUUAAAUUAUUUUUCGGAUUAUGCGAAUGGUGACAGUUCGAUGGGGACCCACCAUGCGGUUCGUGUUGGAGGAGGGGAAGUGAAUCUCUUGGCUGGCCAUACCGAUCGGAGGUACCACGUGCCCCUUGGGGGGGGCAGCGAUGUGGGUGAUGAGGAGGGGGGAUCCACCGGAUUGACGAAGCGUAUGGGGGAGAGGAGCGACCAGGAUAUGCACAGUGACCUUCAGGAUGUGGUGCUGAGCAACGCCAAUCGGGUAGCAGGGCUGGAGGAGCACCCCCCGGAAGGCGCCCACCCGCUGGACAACGGCUACAGCGAUCGCGAUAGGGACAGCGGGAAUAGUAGCGGCCACGUUUUGCCCGAAAAAAGAACAAAGCAAAGCCGCCCAGGCGUCUACGGUAGUGGUGGUAGCUACGUGGGCAGAGGCACUGCAGGGGGAGAUGUCCCCCCAGCGGCGGCGGUGCAGGGCCCGCCCAACGAGGGAGUGCUCACGGACCCCACCUACGCUAAUGUGGAGCUUCCAGACGACGAACUGGUCAACGAGGUGGUGAAGAACAGCGAUAUCCUUAACAACAUUUUGAAGUCGCGCGUGGAGGACAUGAAGAGCUGGAGCACCGAGCAGCGUGUGCAGGUCCUGUCCAUCCAGAAGGCGCUGCAGCUGAAGGGGUACGCGCUGCACUGA